Messenger RNA from Cavia porcellus (domestic guinea pig), 515 nucleotides. RefSeq names its product keratin-associated protein 19-5-like. The record is from RefSeq and is a predicted model, not a curated record. Lineage: Eukaryota; Metazoa; Chordata; Mammalia; Rodentia; Caviidae. The transcript has a single exon. Bases 40 to 288 code for a protein of 82 amino acids.
GGCUUUGACCAGAAAACCAGACUCACCUCCUCCGACACCAUGAGCCACCUCAGCAAGUAUUAUGGAGGCCUGCGCUAUAGCUAUGGAGGCUUCAAUGGCCUAAGACAUGGCUAUGGAGGCUUUGGUGGCCUGGGCUUUGGCCAAGGCUGUGGGUGCGGCAGCUUCCACAGACUGGGCUAUGGCAGUGGCUACGGAGGUUACGGGUUUGGUUCUGGCUUUGGAAACUUUGGAUUUGGCUUCCGCCACCCAGUGUACUAUGGAGGACACGGAUUCUCCAGAUUCUAUUGAAAUCUACUCUGGAAAACCAAUAUGUGAAGCCAAAAGAAGAUGAUUCAACCUAACUAUAAUAAUUAAAUGAAUUACACUUACCUAGACCCAGAAGAGAUGAAAAAGUUCUACAAUCUAAUCUGAAUAUUUAUCAAUUUAAAAUUUAUAUCAUAGAAUUCCCUGUUCCUGUCUAUAUUUUCUUAAAUGUAGCAUUUCUUCAGCUUUCCUUACAAUAAAUUAUCAUAAAU